UGUACUAAUUUGUCUUCCCAUUCUCGGUGUAUACACCCUUCCGUGUAAGCAAUGGGUUGAGUGUAUUGUAUCUGUGAGUAAUGUUGACAGCUACAGCUUGUGUUUGUUGACAUCUGGAGUACUACAGACAGUUUGACCACUGGUGGUAGGUAGGUGAGAGCUCUACGUAACUUGUGUGAGAAUGUCAAACCUCAGCAGAAUUCGUUUGGGAAAUUUUGGUAGUUCUACAGAGAGCAUUGAUCGACAUAAUAAUCUCUAUUAUUAUUGACAGAUGAGUUCGACUGAGUCAUAGGUGUGACUCAUUCAGUGUGAACGAUAACCGAUAAAAGCGACAGGUAAACGGGUGUGGCAUAACAACGUAAUGAGGUUUGUCGUUUAAAAAAUGUCUGAAACUUCAGAAAAGACGCCAGAGUGGUUAGUGUUGCUGGAAAACAAGAAGAAGAGGCACAAUCGGUUGGCUCAUGAAAUCGGCGCCGGUGCUCCAUGUCUUAGCUGCGGAGAUUCUUGUCCAGGGCUUGAUUUACAUUUCUGGAGGAAAUUAUGUCGUAAUUGCAAGUGCAAAAAGGAAGAACAUGAUGUGAAGGAUGAUGAAGGAUAUGAACAAUUUGAAAUACUACUUGGACCUGCUAGUAAGAAGAGGAAACGUGGUGCUUGUCUGAAUAUCAAAGUCCCAGGUGUCGACAAUGCAAAAACUGUUAAAAGUGCUGAAGUGGCAUUCGAUUGGGUCCCCCCAAAUGUUUCUGAUGAUGUGGCAGUGGAAUACAUGAAACAGCUGCCAACAGCAAAGUUGCCAAUCAGUGGUAGCGAUGGUGCCUUGUAUCGACGUCAACAACUUGAACGACAAGUACCAAUACAUGACUUGGAUGCCAGCCGUUGUCACAAUUUGACUCCACAGGAGGUGGAAGGGCUGAAGAAAUAUCUUGACAAUCUAAAGAGCAAUGUUGUUGGACAAGGACGUGUCACCAAGGUGCCAUUACUCCAUGCAGAUGUGAGGUGGGCAUCAGAAGCAUUUGGCCAAAAAUCUCUUCCAGCAUCGCACUCAGCAGAUUCCAUACGUGGCAUUCCACCAUCUGCCUUCUCUGCUCCUCGUCCAUUCCACCCAGCAGUGCCUCAUAUGCCAGCUGGCACAGAAGAUGACGAUUUUCCACCACCUCCCCCACCACUUCCUAACACCAUGCCACCAAAUCUGAAGAAACCGAGUAACUUUGCACCAAGUUGGAAGCCUUACCAUAAUCCUGAAUCUCAAACUUCAUAUUCAGAAGCUCUUCCAGGAAAACCAUAUACGUCAUCAGAAUUUGAAAGGGCUGGUCCAACAGAUCGUCUGUCACAGAAAGGUAAUAGCCAACAAUCGGCAAGUGUGGGUCGUCAGCAGUUUGGUACGUUGCCUGGUGAGAGUGUCUCAAGCUUGCCAGCAGAUGCCAGUGUAUCACAUACACUGCAUCCUGAAUCUCAUACUGCCUACUCAGAAGUUGUUCCAGGAAAACCUUCAUUUGCCUCAGCUGAGCAUCAUAGGUCUGGUUCAGGAGCAGAUCCUGUUUCACAGAGAGGUCAGCAACAAGGAGAUGUUGGGCAUCAACGGUAUGAUGUUGGGCAUCAACACUACGGACUAAUGCCUGAAAACACUUCUGCAACUUUGCCAGCAGAUGCCACGUUCGCUCACACAAUGCAUCCUGACUCUCACACUGUGUAUUCAGAAUCUGCCCCAGGAAAACAUUCAGCCCUAUCGCCUGAAUACCGCAGAACUGGUUUACGAGUAGUAGACCCUGUGUCUCCAAAACAGCAAAGUAAAUGGAUGGAAGGCAUGAGCACUAAACAUAGUGAAUCAAUUCCUGGAUAUAAUGUAUUGAGCUCACCAGCUGAUGCAACUGUUUCACUUGCAACGCAUCCAAUGAUUUUGUCUGUUUCUACUAAUGUGCCAGGUGUCUCACCUGCAAUGAUAGCUACAUCUUUAUCUCAAAGUUGUGGAGCACCUGAAGGAUUUAAGAAUGAGUCGGUUCCUCACAAUAAAAAUACUGGUACAUUACGUGCUGGUGCAGUUGCUGGCUCAAGAUAUCGUAGUGGGCAGGAGUGCUACCAGAAUGCCUGUCCAGACAAACUGCCAUAUAAUGAGCCUGUAAAGCAAUGGGUAGGGAAAGAUAUCCCUCAAGAGGGAAAUUUGGGAUAUUCAAUGCACCCAGCAGAAAAAGAAGAAAUUUACAGUCAACAGCCAGGAGCACUUUUACAGUCUGAUACAGUGAAUAUUAAAAGCCCUGUCUCCAGAACUCAGUUAAGAAAUUCUGAAGGAACAAGCUCUUUAUUAGGCCAUAAACCAUAUUAUAUGUCCCAUCCUGUGGAAAGCACAUCUUGUGAGACAAUAGCUGCCAGAAAUGCUGGUUCAAGUCAUUGGGAAGUUGGAGUCAACAACUUGUUACCUGGGAAGACAGUUCCAACAAAGCAUAUUCCAGGUGAAUCACAUGAUGAUGCCCAUAGGCAACAGAAAGGAAGGUUUGCUGACACUGUUGGUACUGGGCAUGAUCCUUUUGGAAUGCCAGAAGCCCUUGCAGCCAAGAGUUCCAUUUAUUCUUCAUUGGGUCCUCAUGGAGAGACUGUCUUUUCUGAAGGUGUUCCUACUGAUGCACUGCCUAAGUCAGCUCUAGCAAUGCAGCAGCACAGACAUGAUGCGGAACUUGGAGAGUUGUCAAGUCACAUGGCAGAAAUGAAAACUGAUGAUACCCCAGCUGUGCAGCAGCCACAGUUUAAUUGCAAGGAGUGCAAAGGUGCAAUUCAGGCUGGUGACGUAGCUGUGUUCGCUGACCGAGCAGGACAAGAUGUAGCAUGGCACCCGUCUUGCUUUGUCUGCACUACUUGCAAGGAGCUUCUGGUGGACCUCAUUUACUUCUUCAAUAAGGGACAAGUUUACUGUGGCCGUCAUUAUGCAGAGCUCCUGAAGAUUCCUCGAUGCUUUGCCUGUGAUGAACUGAUAUUUGUCAAUGAAUACACAAUGGCAGAGGGACAGGCUUUCCAUGUAAAACAUUUCUGUUGCUAUGAAUGUGACAUUCCCCUUGGAGGCAUGAAAUAUGUUCCAGUAGAUGGUCAACCAGUGUGUCUUGAUUGUUUCCAAGAAAAAUAUGGAAAGAGUUGUCAUGCAUGUGGAAAAAAAAUUGGUGCCAGUGACCAAAGAGUUAGUUGGAAUGAGCUUCACUGGCAUGUGUCAGGUGACUGUUUCAGUUGCUUCUCAUGCCAUAAAUCUCUUCUGGGAGGACGUUUUGCUGUGAAGAAAAAUCAGCCAUUUUGUAGCAAGGAGUGUGUUUUGGCAUCUGGUAUCUUAUAGAACUGUAUGAAAUGUAAUCAUAAUUACGUAUUACAUUUGGGCAUAUUGGAUGUAGCUAAGGAGAAUACUUGGUAUAUGUGCCAUAUGUUAUUCAUUUAUUUUCCAUUCAACCAUAUCUUGGUUAUGAGAAUUAUAUUUAGGAAAUGUUUGACAUAUAAUUCAAGCAUUUG
Molecule: messenger RNA, 3480 nt
Organism: Schistocerca cancellata (South American locust)
Lineage: Eukaryota; Metazoa; Arthropoda; Insecta; Orthoptera; Acrididae
Gene: Tes
Product: testin
Exons: 14
Coding region: 383-3310 (975 amino acids)
Molecular function (GO): zinc ion binding
Source: RefSeq, a predicted model, not a curated record